This is a messenger RNA of Sinocyclocheilus grahami, 607 nucleotides long. Its product is annotated as putative ribosomal RNA-processing protein 7 homolog B. Gene Ontology annotation, biological process: ribosomal small subunit assembly; rRNA processing. The record is from RefSeq and is a predicted model, not a curated record. Lineage: Eukaryota; Metazoa; Chordata; Actinopteri; Cypriniformes; Cyprinidae. The coding region runs from base 128 to 451 and encodes 107 amino acids. The transcript is spliced from 5 exons. Gene Ontology annotation, cellular component: CURI complex; UTP-C complex.
AGAGAACACCCCACUGAUCAUCUCCAGCACCGACAGACCCGUCAGAACCGGCAUCCGCAAGUGGAUCCAGCAGUACUCAGACUCACUGAUCAAGGCUUCAUCACUACAGCAGAACAUCGAUCAGUUCAUGAAUGACUACGACACACAGAAGGAGGAGGAGGCGGAGCGUCAGAAGGAGGAGGCGGAGCAUCAACAGGAGGAUGAGGAGGGCUGGGUGAAGGUGACGAAGGGCAGCCGCGGUGUGAAGGUCCGCCCACACAGCGAGACGGCCAAUGAGAGGACACUUCAGAAGGAGAAGAAGAAGAAAGAGCGCAAGGAGCUGCUGAACUUCUACACGUGGCAGCACAGAAACACUCAGAAAGAAUAUAUCGCUGAGCUGAGGAAGAAGUUUGAAGAGGACAAACAGAGAAUCGCUGUACUGAGAGCACAGAGGAAAUUCAGACCCUACUGAUUCAACCUACCCACAAUCCCCUGCACCCGCUGACUCCACCUACCCACAAUCCCCUGCACCCGCUGACUCCACAUACCCACAAUGCCCUGCACCUGUUGGCCUGUACUGUCUGGUAACAUGAAGGUUCAUUUGAAAUAAAGUCUGGAGAACAUCAAA